AUGUUGAUGGCUCAGCAAGCAGCAAUGGCAGCGGCUGCCCCAACUGUGCACAUAGAUCGAGUGGUCCAUUCUGUGACAGAUGCGACAAAACGGCUUUCGCAGAUUUCUUCAAGUACUACAAACACGACAACACAGUCAUCAAAACGGCGUUCCAGAGAUACGAUUGGCCCGUGGAAGCUUGGCAAGACACUCGGGAAGGGUUCCAGCGGCAGAGUACGGCUGGCAAAAAACAUAGACACCGGAAAACUCGCUGCCGUGAAAAUUGUACCCAAGACUCGAGCAGCCAGGCAAAAUGGCGGCGGGGCAUCGCCAUACGGAAUCGAACGUGAAAUCAUCAUUAUGAAGCUAAUUUCACAUCCCAAUGUAAUGGGACUGUACGAAGUAUGGGAGAACAAGUUUGAGCUGUUCUUGGUGCUUGAAUACGUUGAUGGAGGCGAAUUAUUCGAUUUUCUCGUUUCGCGCGGCAGACUACCUGAAAAAGAGGCAAUUCACUAUUUCAGACAAAUUGUAGAAGGAACAGCGUACUGUCACGGCUUUAACAUUGCUCAUCGCGAUUUGAAGCCUGAAAACUUGCUGCUAGACAAGAAAAACAAACGCAUCAAAAUCGCAGACUUUGGGAUGGCCGCAUUACAAACCUCAAACAAGCUUUUGGAAACGUCAUGCGGAUCUCCACACUACGCGUCACCCGAGAUUGUGAUCGGUAAAGCUUACAACGGUGGUCCCAGUGACGUGUGGUCGUGUGGGAUCAUUCUAUUUGCGCUGUUGACCGGACAUCUGCCCUUCAACGACGAUAACAUCAAACGCUUGUUACUCAAAGUUCAGUCUGGUAAGUUCCAGAUGCCACAGUCCAUAUCGGAUGAGGCCAAAGAUCUGCUAUCGAGAAUUUUGGUGGUGGAUCCUGCAAAGAGACUAACCAUCAACGAGAUUUUAUUCCACCCUUUGCUUGCAAAAUAUAGCAGUAAGCGUACCAAGUCAAGUUCAGAUCUCCGCAUUCUAGAUCGGCCAUUACCACAAGUCGUUGCCCUCAACAGCGAAAAGGACGUGGACCCUACCAUUUUGCAAAACUUGCAAAUAUUGUGGCACAGUGCUCCAAAAGCGCUUAUUUUGAAAAGACUGAUGGACCCCAACCCCAACGAAGAGAAAACUUUUUAUGCCCUUCUAAUGGCGUAUCAGCAAAGACAAUUAAACAACCACAAUGAGGCACCCGCAAUCAGUGCGCCAAAAAUAAUGCAGAGAUCUCAAUUUAGUGUUCCUUCCAUCAAAUCACAGACAUCUCCAAGAAAGGCACAUAUUGCUUCUUCCUCUCGCGUUUUCAAGUCAGCGUCAAAACAGAAAAUGAAGGCUUCAACUUCCAAAAAGUCGUUGCAUUCUUCUACGUCAAAAAAAUCUCUUGAUAGGAUCCCAAAUUCAGCGUCACGCAAGUCGAUGAAAAGUAACUCAGCAAAAACUUCGGUGCCUCCCCUUCCUUCAAGACAAUCAUUGUAUUCGCUCAAUUCAAUUUCCAAGAGGUCGGUCAACUUAAAGGAUCAUUUGCAUGAGAAGGAAGUGCCUCCAAUGCCUCUUCAGUCGGAAUUUGAAACUCUUUGCGAGGAAAUCUUAUUUGGCGAUAAGAUUCAUGAAACAAUUCAAGAAGAGGACACCAGUGACACGCUGGACACUGCCCGUGAUAACUCUAGCCGAACCUCAACAGAGGACGAUAGAAAUAAAUCAGAUGAAAAAGAGAAUAGCCUAUCGCAGGACGAAAAGAGAGCUGCUCUCCCACCGGUGUCUAAAAUGAAACACACUCAUUCCAGCCGCAAUCUUAGAAUCACCUCUGCCCCAUCUGGUCAGCAGAAUAACGAAUUUUCACUGGAUCCUCGAAGAAACGUGUCACAACCAAACUCGAUCGAGAUGUUACUCAACAAAUACAAUAUUCGUGCCCGUCUUAAAUCUAAGACUGACUUGAAAAAUCUGAGGAACAGUGGAAAUUGGCAACAUGCUGCGCUCGAUCUUUCAAAGCCUUCAGACUCGCCUGAUACGACCGGUACCGAAAGUAAGCGUACGGUGCGCCCCACUGUGGCACCGUCUGAUGAUUCAUCCGCUGUAUUAGCUCAAUCGACGACAUUGAGACCGAAGCAAAAUCAGGAUGGUCUUUCGGCCGGUCCACAGCAAUCGCGGAACGUUUCAGGAGGUUACAGGACAUCCGCAUCGUCGCCCUCUACAACAUUUAGUAGCUCUGCGACUCUCAAAAACCUCAAACAAUUUCUGCCAGGAAAAGAUGAUUCUGCAGCCGAUGAGUCUAUCAUCCAUCAUCCUAUUAGGGGCUCAAUGAAAUCAGAAAACGUCCGCGCUUCGGCCAAGCCCUCUUCCAAUAACUCUGCGCUUGCAGCAAACCUUUCUGGACAAAGUGUAUUACGCAAGUCAAGCAAGGCUAGCAAUUUUGAUGGCCGCUCUGAUAUACUCUCAGACAUGUCCUUUGCAAUGGAUAUUCCUCUGAAUACUUUUACGGCACAGGCUUUUCGUAUCUCUGCUGAACGUUCCCCAGAAAAUGACGACAAUCGCGAGAAACCUAUUUUGCAUCAAGGAGACGUGGCAGAAGAGGAUGAGAUUAAUAUUUUCGAAGAUGCGACUUGUGAUUCGGCCUCCAUGGCAACAAGCUCUUCGGGACUCGAUUCGCAACCGCAUGUGCAUAGAAAAGCAACAUCAAUUGAUACUCUCAACGCAACGAGCGUCUUGGCGCCUAACACUGAUGUAAGAGUUUCCCUCUACACCAACAAUUUGACCUCUUCGGCAAAACUUCCCAGAGAAACCACCGAAGAGAUCCUCUCCAAAUUCAAAUUGUCGCCACAAAAGGACUUAGUAGCACCACAGAAGAGAUUCUCGUACCAAAAGUCUAGGAAUUCGAUCUCCCAAAGUGUAAUGUCAAUGUUCAAGGACCUUGAUGGUGAAUAUGAUGGUACAUUUAACGGUGAGUACCAAGGUGAAGAAUUGGCUGGCUUUGAUGGAAACCGUCAGCAAAAUGAGCUACCCAGAGAUGCAUCUGGAAGUCUCAACGAUGCAGUUUUGGAAAAAGAACCGACUGCCAACAAAAGAGUCACUAUGUUAUUUGACGAUGAAGCCGGCAAUGUCUUUAAGUCUUCUCUUUUGAAAGCGGAAAGAACUGGUACUACGCCCCACGGGCCUUCGCACGCACCUGUCUCAACUCCCGGUGCACCUAUCACUUUCGGUAACAGCAAACUUGAUCCGGUGGCAGAAAGUAUUCCUAGGGAAGCUCAAGACAUCAAGAAACCUUUGCGCCCUGCUCCUCCACCCCCAGUAAAGCAAACUUGGUUCGGAAAAUUAUUCCGUUCUUUGACUUUGAAGCCUUCGAAUAAAGAAGAGCUUGUUAAAGACCAGUCAACGACGCUCUCAUUUGAGGAAGUUCAACUUGUUAUGCUGAAAGAGUUCGCCAAAAAUUCGAUUGAUUACACGCUCAAACGUCUCGAUAAGCGGAAAGGUAAUUGUCGUGCCGAUUAUAGCUGUCAAUUUCAUCAGGGACAGUAUCGAUUCAAGAUUCGCGUUGAUGGGACGCGAGCAGGCUCGAAGAUACUCAUUAAGAAGAAGGGUCAACAGGAUCAAGUCGUUUUCGAAAAGUUCAAUAAUGAUAUUUCUAGCGUUCUCAGGUUAGCAGAACGCACAUAA
Lachancea sp. 'fantastica' is the source of this 3660-nucleotide messenger RNA. Lineage: Eukaryota; Fungi; Ascomycota; Saccharomycetes; Saccharomycetales; Saccharomycetaceae. The record is from the annotation of a GenBank genome assembly.